AUGGAGGUUCUUCACUCCUUGUCUGCUGUAAGGAUGUGGUCUCCUCUCUACAAAGCUUCAAUUAACCACCUCAAAGAAGAUGCUGCGAAUCGUCAGACUUUCUUGUUUUAUGGAGAUGAUGAGAACAGGGACACAUUUAGGUUCUUAGUUGAAGAUGACGACAUGGAUUUGAUACUAGAUGAGGAGAAACACAUGUUUGCUCUUUUAGAUGAAACGUAUGGAGUAGCAGAAACAAAUACUAACAAACAGUUAGUGAGGACAAACCGAGGUGGAGGUUGGCGUCGAGUGCAACGCUUCAUGAACGAUUCCGAGGUACAGUGCUAUGAGAUUCUUCGCAUGAACCAAGCAACGUUUAAUAGCUUAUGUAAGAUACUAUCAGAGAAGUAUCAGCUAGAAGAGACUUGCCAUGUUUACUUAGAGGAGAGUGUAGCAAUGUUUUUAGAGAUGGCUGGACAAGAUUUAUCCGUACGGGCUUUAGCUGAGAGAUAUCAACAUUCAUCUGACACAGUGAAUAGGAAGAUAGAUGAGGUUUUAAGUUCUUUGUUGAAACUUGCAGCAGACAUUGUGAAACCUGAAAGGGAUGAGUUUGCAAGUGCUAGUCCUAUUCUAGUAGAUGAUCCGCGAUAUUACCCUUUUUUUAAGGUUUGCAUAGGUGCUUUAGAUGGAACUCAUGUGCCGGUUCGUCCUCCUUCUGGGAAUGUCGAUCCAUUCAGAGGUAGAAAAGGAGAACCAACUAUGAAUGUCUUAGCUAUAUGUAAUUUCAGCAUGAAAUUCAUAUAUGCUUAUGUUGGGGUUCCUGGGAGAGCACAUGAUACAAAAGUGUUGACAUAUUGUGCUAAGGAAGAAGCUUCUUUUCCUCAUCCUCCAGUUGGAAAGUAUUAUCUAGUAGACUCUGGAUACCCAACUAGAACUGGUUAUUUAGGACCUCACCGUAGAGCUAGAUAUCACCUGGAUCAGUUUGUUAGAGGAGGACCACCGACAAACAGCAGAGAGUUAUUCAACCGAAAACAUUCUGGCUUGCGUUCGGUAAUUGAAAGGACAUUUGGAAUAUGGAAGGCUAAGUGGAGGAUUCUUGAUAGGAAGCACCCUAAGUAUGAGCUGAAUAAAUGGGUGAAGAUUGUGACAGCAACAAUGGCUCUCCACAAUUUUAUAAGAGAUUCAAACCAUGAAGAUUGUGAUUUUGCACAUUGGGAAAGAGUGGAAGAAUAUGAACAUCAUGGGGAUGAAGAUGAUCAUGUUGCAUACGUACCAGCUGGAGAUACAGUCAUGGAAGCUAUACGAGAUUCCAUUACUGAAGAGAUGGUGAGAGGACGUCGACUACCAUACUAG
This is a messenger RNA of Brassica napus (rape), 1329 nucleotides long. Its product is annotated as protein ALP1-like. The coding region runs from base 1 to 1329 and encodes 442 amino acids. The record is from RefSeq and is a predicted model, not a curated record. NCBI's taxonomy places the organism in Eukaryota, Viridiplantae, Streptophyta, Magnoliopsida, Brassicales, Brassicaceae. The transcript has 2 exons.